This is a messenger RNA of Ahaetulla prasina, 7494 nucleotides long. RefSeq names its product WWC family member 3 (gene WWC3). Bases 409 to 4038 code for a protein of 1209 amino acids. Gene Ontology annotation, biological process: regulation of DNA-templated transcription; negative regulation of organ growth; regulation of hippo signaling. The transcript has 23 exons. Lineage: Eukaryota; Metazoa; Chordata; Lepidosauria; Squamata; Colubridae. Gene Ontology annotation, molecular function: molecular adaptor activity; kinase binding. Gene Ontology annotation, cellular component: cytoplasm. The record is from RefSeq and is a predicted model, not a curated record.
GGGGCGGGCGCCGGCAGGAUGGGAGCCGACGAGACUGAGAAACUGAGCCGCUAGGGGAGGCCGGUGGCGGAGGCAGGAAGGAAGGAAGGGCGGGAAGCUUGCGGUGGCCUCUGCUUCCUCGGACGGGGCCAGGGCCGCUUUGAAGGGACAGCUGAGGCAGCGGCGGCUGGGCUGGUCCCGGGGUCCAGGCGGAGGCGGGAGGCCGAGAGAAUGGUGAAUCCGGAGCGGCGGCGGCGCUGCUGCAGCCGGAGCUGCCCGCUUGUGGCCUCACGCGGCUGGGCCGCGCGCUAGUCAGGACUGGAGGCGGCGGCGGCGGCGCGGAGCACUCGAAGCCCCGCGGCCGAAGAGCGGCUGCUGGAGGGAGAGCGCUUGCCGCCGAGGCUGCGGCCCGGGAGCGCCGGCGGAGCCAUGCCGUGGCUCAGCGGAGGACGGAGACGGCGGCGGCAGCAACAGCAGCAGCAACAGGCGGCGGCGGCGGCGCCCGGAGGACCAGGGACGGGGCCGCCUCCUGUCGUGCCCUCUGCAGCGAUCGGAGGUGGCGGCGGCAGUGGGCCGCGAGGCCGGGAGAGCUCGGAAUUGCCUUUGCCCGCUGGUUGGGAGGAGGCGAGGGACUUCGACGGACGCGUCUUUUACAUCGAUCACAACACCCGGCAGACUUCGUGGAUCGACCCCAGGGACAGGAUUACCAAGCCAUUAACUUUCGCUGACUGUGUUGGUGAUGAACUACCUUUAGGAUGGGAAACUGUUUACGAUCAACAGAUUGGUGUUUAUUACAUGGACCACAUAAAUCAACUCACACAAAUUGAAGACCCAAGAGAGCAGUGGAGAAGAGAACAGGAGCGCAUGCUAAAGGAAUAUUUAAUUGUCGCUCAGGAAGCACUUAAUGCCAAAAUGGAAAUUUAUCAAAUUAAACAGCAGCGAUUUGAGCUAGCACAAGAAGAGUAUCAACAGUUGAAUAAAAUGUGUGAGGACGACAGUCACUCUUAUGCAAGUACAUAUUCUGGAUUUUCAACCAACACUAAAUACAACCCAUCUCAGAUUAAAGCAGAAAUAGCUAGUCGGCGUGAUAGACUUUCUAGAUUAAAGAGAGAAUUAACACAGAUGAAACAAGAGCUACAGUACAAAGAAAAAGGAGUAGAAACACUGCAAGAGAUUGAUCGGAAAAUGUCUAAUUCUCAUAUGAAUUAUAAAUUGGAUGAAGCCCAAGCAAUAAUGAAUGAACUUCGAAGCAUCAGGAAAGCCAUAUGUUUGGGUGAAAAAGAAAGACAAGACUUAAUGCAAAGUUUGGCCAAGCUGACAGAUGGAUUCCGAAAUAGUUGUUGUAUUACAGAAUCUUUUCAUGAUCUUCAGCACAGUUCUGCUUCAUUAAAUGAUUCAAAUCUAUCUCAAAUAUAUUGUGAUGCUUGUUCUCAAACUGACAUCAUUGGCGAGCUUGGAUUGGAAGAUACAACAAGAUAUCUAGACAAAAUGAAACUGAUUUGGCAGUAUGAAGAGACCAAAAAAAGAGUUUUCAGAAUCCAGCAACAGUUGGCUUUACAAGACCAGGAAUCUUGGCCAGGAAUGGCAGAGGCUGAUAUUGAUCAUCUUCAGCUUAUUAAAGAAAAAGAGGCUCUUUUACAAGAACUGCAGCUUAUAAGUCAACAGCAGCGUUCACCAGAAGAUCUGAAACACAUAGAGGAGGAAAAAAGGCGUUUGGAGGAGGAUAUCCAGCAGGCUCAGGCUACUUCUUCUCAUGGUGCUGCUGAAAGGAUACUCUUACAAGAGAAGAAGAAUUGUUUGCUUAUGCAGUUGGAAGAAGCAACUCGUUUAAGUUCCUAUUUAUGCUCACAGUUGAAAAGUUUAUCUGCCAGCUCUUUGACAAUAUCUUCUGGAAGCAGUAGAGGAUCAUUGGCAUCCAGCCGUGGGUCAUUGGCGUCCAGCAGAGGCUCUCUGAGUUCAGUUAGUUUCACAGACAUCUAUGGUCUUCCUCAGUAUGAUAAAUGUGAUGUUGCUGUUGAAUAUGGUCAUCAUAAGCGAUAUGAUCCAGUUUCAGUUGAUUCUCAUAACAAAGAUGUACAGUAUCACGAGUCUAUUGGAUCCCCAGCUAGCAGUAAACAACGAAGAUCUUUAGAUACUCCUCUGUCUUUGGCAUCAUUGUCAUCAAGAUCAUCUCUUUCUUCACUAUCACCUCCAAGUUCUCCCCUGGACACUCCCUUCCAACCUGCUUCUCGGGAUUCUCCAUUAGUCCAUAAGUCAGAAGGGUAUGAAGAAGUAACAUACACAGGUGCCUCAGAAGUACUUAGAGCUCAGGUCUGUGUUUUGGGUGAAGACAAAGGACAAGAAAUUGUGGCACUUAAGGCUACUGAAUAUUCCACAAGAAAUGAAGCAGGGCUGCAAAUUAUCAAUAUUCCAAAUUCUGGUGCUGUGACCUUACGUGAAGAUAGUACUAGAAGAUUGGAAAGGAGAUCCAGGCGAGUCUCAGCAUGUCUGUCCAAUUAUUCACUGGCUAGUGACAGUGGCGUGUUUGAAGCUUUAAGCAAAAGAAAUGAAGAUGUUGAAGAAUCACUUUACAAUGAUGGUGUCACUAAUGAAGAGCCCAAAAUGCAGGUUGGAUUUCUGCAUGACAGUGGAAGUGAAUGUCUCCUUGUCCAUGUAUUGCAGCUGAAGAAUUUUACUGGCUUUGCCAUGAAAGAAGGCUGUAAAAUACAUGUGAGAAUAUACUUACCAUCUGUUGAGUCAGGCACCACAACCACAUAUUGUUCUAAGGCUUUGGAAUUCCAGGCUUCUUUAAUAUUUAAUGAAGUAUUUCAGAUUCCUGUACAAUCAAAUAUCUUAAAACUCAAAGCGCUGCAACUUUACAUUUGUUCACUUGGCCAGCACCAACAAGAAGAAUUAUUGGGCAUUGCUCAGAUCAGCCUAGCUAACUAUGAGAGUGCUAGUGAGAUGCAGCUUUGCUGGUAUCCUGUUCAGACCUUCAUUGGUUCAGAUUGUGAACAAAAAAAAGAACAACCUAAGCGUGAAGAAAGUGCUUCUCAUUCUGUUGAAAAUAAAAAUAUAAUGAAAAUGGAUGCUGUGACUGUUCUUUUAGCUAGGACCACAGCUCAACUGGAAGCUGUGGAGAGAGAGCUUGCAGAGGAGAGAGUAAGACUGGAGUACACAGAAGAGGAAAUACAGCAGAUGGAGCAAAAAGAAGAUCAAGGAGAAGCUGUGUCAGAAAGAAGCUGGCAAGCAGAAUCAGUUGAUAGUGGAUGUAGUAAUUGCAUGCAGUCCAGUCAUCACUUAGACUCCUAUUGUGGUGAAUCAUUGCAGAUUCCUAUGUUUGCCUCUGAAACGGAUCAGUGUAUUUCUGGAAAAAUUCAGGCUCCAACUUUAAAGGUGGACAAGGAGACUAAUACAGAAGAUCUUUUUCCUGAAGAAAUGGUUUUGCCUCAUAAAAACAGACUAGGCCGUCGCUCCCGUGGUUCUGCAUUUGUUCGUAAUAAUACUAUUGUUCGCUCACAGACAUUUUCACCUGGUGCACGAAGUCAAUAUAUUUGCCGACUAUAUCGUAGUGAUAGCGACAGUUCCACUUUGCAAAGAAAGUCACCUUUUAUACGGAAUACUUUGGAAAGGCGCACGCUGCGUUAUAAGCAGCAUUCAUGUAGAUCAUCUUUGGCUGAUCUUAUGGAAAGGACUUCCCUAGACCUGGAGCUGGAUCUUCAGGCAUCAAGAACAAGGCAGAGACACUUAAAUGAGGAAUUAUCUAUUCUAAGAGAAUUACGGCAGCGUCUGGAGGAUGCCCAGCUUAGUGGUCAAACUGAUCUGCCUCACUGGGUCAUUCGUGAUGAACGAUUCCGAAAUUUGCUGAAGGAAGCAGAGAGGCAGACAAGGCAAACAAAAUUUGAGCAUCGUCAACAACAAGCAGCUGAAAAAUUGCUUAAAAAAGCUUCCAAAGAAGUAUACCAACUGCGUGGUCAAAAUCAAAAGGAACCUCUUCAGGUGCAGACUUUCCGGGAGAAGAUGGCAUUUUUUACAAGGCCAAGGAUCAAUGUCCCACCUCUGCCAGCUGAUGAUGUAUAAUGAAGUAUUUAUCUGCCUUUUCUUAUUUUAAAAUGAAGUUAUUGAACUACUUAAGUUUAUUUUUAAAAAAUAUGCAAAGAUGAUUAAUAUACACAUUUUGUAAAAAAAAAAUAGAAAGGUAUACAUAUAUACUGUGUGUAUACACACACACACACAGUCACACACACCUCACAUACACAAAUAGAUACACUUACACACAUAUAUUUUUUAAUAGUGACUGCAGCAAGGCUUGGGUUUUCCUUGCUGUGAAACUAAUUUCUCUGAAAACAACUUAUUUUAUAUUAAAAAAGACUAUCAUGUCAGAAAGUGUAAGGGUGGUUUUCUUCUCUUUUUUUGCUGUUUUAUUUUAUUUUAAGGGCUGGAAGGCAGAAACAAAGUGAGUUCAGGAAAAUUCACUGUAUUGUAAUUUAUUUAUAGUAAUGUGUUUUCCUUGAAGGAAAAUAUUUACUUUAAGAUGUAUUUUAAAUGACAUAAAUUUUGUUACUUGGUGUUCGUCAUACAGUAGAAUGGAAACAUUGAACAGGUUUUGUUUCUGAUAGCUGAACUGAAAAUACUCUAAAUUUGUACUUUUUAAAUCAGCUUUACCGAUUUAUAUUGCAUCAUACAAUAUAAUGUACUUCGGGCACUAUCUGUAGCUACACAUCAUUUGCGAUGGGUUUUUUUCAAAAAGUGAAAAUGUUACUGAAACAUUGCAGAGUGUGACUGCAUGUUCUUAUUGUGCACUAGUAGAUUGUUCUUAUUUUAUUUGUGUCAGGUGUAUCUUGUUAUUUUAACUAAUUUUUCAGUUUAACGAGGGAAGGAAGAAGGUGACAGAUUUUUCUUUAGCUGUUGUUUUAAGAAAAUAAUUUUCUGUGAACUAUACAAAUAAUGUAAUAUGUGGACAGUUUCACUGUUAUGGAAAUUAGUCUGGAACUCAUUUAGGAAAAACUUCAAAUAUCAUAGGACUGUGAUUUCCAUACAUUUCCUUUUAAGCGUUGCAUCCCAAAUUUAAUUAUUUCACACACAAAAAAAGCUCAAAUUCAUCCAGAAAAAAAGGCAUCUGUCUUUCGAACUCCAAAUUUAUUAGAUUUUUAUCUCCUAUAAUCUUUAACCAAUACAGCCGAAAGCCAUAUGUUAUGUCUAGAUAAAGGUUGUGUCUGAGGAGGUUGUGACAUAUAGAUUAUUGAAUUAAUGCAUCUCAGGAAAAGUGUUACGAAUUUUGAGAGUGGUUAAUCCUAAUAUUAUUAUAUACAAUAAAAAAUCCAAAAUAUUUUUUUUUGUUUUAGUUCUAAACCAGAUACCACUUUUAUACAUUCAGAUUUUCACAUCCUUUUAGUGAAAAGGCUUGUUUGUUUUAAUUAAAGAUGGGUCUUUUCAAAAUUCCAUAUCUAUACCAAAUUUAAUUACUACAUGGACUAUUCCUAGAAUUAAUAUUCCACAAAAAUGCUACUAUCAUGAUAAUAGCAUAUUUGUUACCUGUUUUUAUUGUCAAAUUCUUAAAUGGACUUUUUCUUGGUUCAUUGCUUUACAUUUAUAUUAUUAUAGUUUAUUUUUCUUUAUGAAAAUUAUAAUGCCAAUUUUAUAAAGUGGCAACUUCUUCUGCCCUUUUGUUUCAUGGGAAAUUUUAAAUACUGUUCCUUCCCAGUGCUAAUAGUUAUUUAAGCUAUUCAGUGGUGAUAUUUUGACUCAACAUUAAGGUAGAGAUGUUAAACAUAUGAGCUAAUAUAAUUCAAUAUUAUCUUUGAAAACUAUACUAUUCAGUGGAAUGCCGUUGCUUUGGAGAUUAAAAAAAUCCUUUUAGGGUUUUUUCUCAUAGAUUUUUACAGUUAAGGGUCUGUCACCUUAAAUUCCUGAGAAAGCCACUUUUAUGUCUUGCAAUGUACGCAAUGUUGUUUAUUAUGUUGUUAUAUUCAGCUUCAGUUACCCAAAUAAUUAUGCUCUUAUAUAAUAUAAAAUAUACCUUGGGGGUGUUAAUAAGAAAUGCAAUUUUAACAUAGGAUACUAUAAAAUCAAAAAUACGUUUUUGGUUAAAAAAUCUAACAAUGAUGUAAAGAAGUGUCAAGCAUAGGAAAUUAGGAGUCCAGGCAGUUCAAAUGAAUAUAGGUUUAUCGUAUGCUUAUUUUAUUUGUGUUUCUCUACAAGAAUCUGAACUACUAAAGGUCAAAGCAAAUGGUGGUAGAUAAAAGUCAGAGAAAUUGAAGGUGGGGUGGACUUAGAUAUCUUGUGGUCAUGAGGGACUUGAGAUUGAGGACACCCUCCCUUGGCCUCUUCAUCUCCUAUAGGAAGCCAGAUAACAAAGAAACUUGUUAACCGCAAUAAAUCAACAGUUUCUAUCAAAUCUGAAAUAAUGUUUCGCGAAACAGUAACCAUUAAAUUGUAUUCUGUAGAGUUGGGCAGUGUUAUAAAUCCUACAUUGGGCAGUUUUUAAAAUCCAGAUUAAAGAAAGUUCAGCACUGCUGAAAAAUAAGAGCCAGUGAAUUCACUGGCUUCAUAUGAUGUCUGUAAGCGUAGUAUGACAACAUAAACUCAUUAAAUUAACAAGAACUUACAUGAAAUCAAAUAAUUAAUGAUGGAUGCUAUACACUUGCCCAUUGGUUGGCAUGAUUAAAUGAAAAUGUGCCAUUCUAAUAAAAUUCUUAUGGGUGUGAUAGUAGAUUACAAAAGUGUUUGAAAAAAUUUAUCUCCGAAACAUACAGGAAUAAAUGGGUGGAACUGGAUUAGAAGAAUAAUGAAAAAAUAGGUGAUCAAAUUCUUAAACAUAGUUUUAUAUAUUAGCUGGUAUCAUGGGUUAAUCUUACAUUGCUGCAUAAUUCAAUAUAUUUGGCCUCUAAUGCAGCGGUCCACAAUCUUUCUGGCUUGGUGGACUGGUGGAGGCAGCGGGGACGGGGCAGGGGGAGAUGGAAUGGUUUUGUGCACAUGUGUACCACUUUCAUAAGUGCAGCUUCAUAUUCAUGUGUGCAUGUGCUCACCCACCCCUUCCGCAGCCUGAUACUGGGCUGUGGACCAGGGGUUGGGGACCUCUGCUCUCAUCCAUUUGAGAAACAUAUCUGAGAAAGGGCUUUUUCUACCCAAUCUGAAGAAAAAAAAUAUUACUUCUGAUAUGAAGCACUGCCUUGUCACCUGUGUUGUACUAAUUGUUUAUGAUAAAAAGCAGUCAGUAUAAAUAUUUUGUCAUCUGUUAGGUCCAGUUGUGACCAGCUUCUGUGUGUAUGAUGGAUGGAAUACAUGUUUUUUGGACAGAAAAUGUGUUUGGGAUCCCAAAUAGAAAGAUAUUAGUGGAUAAUAGUUAUAGUGACUAUGCAGUAUACAUUCAGUAUUUGUUUGGGGGAAAUAAGAACAUGACUGCCCACAUUAAUACUAUUACAGUAUGUUAUCCUCUACAGUAUUCAUUCCUUAAUGUUGUCAUUGUUUCUGAAUGAUUGUCAUUUGUAUUUGAAAAGUAUUCUGUGAAAUUAAUAAAAAUAUACUUGCUAUAAA